Coregonus sp. 'balchen' is the source of this 12552-nucleotide messenger RNA. The record is from the annotation of a GenBank genome assembly. Lineage: Eukaryota; Metazoa; Chordata; Actinopteri; Salmoniformes; Salmonidae.
AUGCAGAAAGCCUUGAAGAAGUAUUUUGUAAACAUGGACGAGUAUCUAGCCAGCAUCGGUCUCUACCGAAAAAUGAUGGCACGAGACGCGUCCUGUCUAUUUCGAGCUGUCUCUGAGCAGGUACAGUAGCCUAAAGCAAUUUAGCGAAAUCUUUUAAUAGAUUCCAUUUGACGUUCAACGUUUAGAAAAUAAAUAAAUAUAUAUAUAAGAUAUUACAUUUCUCUAACUGACUGACUUCAUGGUGUGAGAAUAGGAAGUUGUCAUUUUUCAAAAGAAAUGUAUGUCGCUUGGGAACUCAUGGGUUCAUUUAGCCUAUUCAUCUUCCUCUAGGGUUAAUUUGGUUGACUGAAUUUAUUACUCAAUGAAGUGGCCAGAGUUAAAACAUGAAAUGCACAACAUUAUGUUCCAGGGAGCAAAGCGGAGGCUGUUGAAUACAAAAAAAAAAAAAAUGCAUUAUGUAAUUAUGUAUUUCAUUCCUCCAAGAUGUAUUACUCACAGAAUUACCAUCAAAAGAUAAGGAAAGACUGUGUCACCUUCAUGAGAGCAAACCGAUGCAACUUUGAACCUGUAAGUUGACAACAACAAAAAAUAUUCGCAAAUACAAUAGCUUCACAGCACAGAGCAAGUCUAGUUUAAAAUUGUCCGGUGCUAUCCGAAUCCUUCCCUUCCCCCCCCAUUUGAAGUUGACAUUUAAAAUGGGUAGGGACGUCCCAAGGAUCCCUGAUAGCAUUGACCGUUUAUAAUCUACGUAAUGACAUGCUCUAUCUCCUAGUUUGUUGAAGGGUCGUUUGAGAAGUAUCUGGAACGUCUGGAGGACCCCAAGGUAUGUUUUAUAGAACUACAUGUUAUGAAAGCACAUUGCACAAUCCGGAUUCGGACCUUCGACAAUAUGAAAAAAGGUCAUGUACAUACCGUUAAAUAUGUUUUUCUUCAGGAAACCACUGGACAAGUUGAGAUAAAGGCAUUGUCAUCAUUGUACAGGUAAGUGCUGCACAAUGUGGUAUCAGUUAGACACCACCUGCCACAUUGUACAACCUUUGUGUUGGCCGACAGGACAUUGUCAAAAAUGAUAUGGAGAUUGUGAUGUGAAUUGCAUUGUAUUUUUAACAAUGAUUGUAACAUGAAAUAAGUUGGUGUUGUCACAUGUUGGCUGUGUGGCAGGCGGUGCUUCCUUGUAUACAGGUAUCCUGGGAAGCCACCAACAGAGAUAACUGAAGUAGACUACAUGGAGAAGGUAAGAGUGUGUGGUUCAUCGCAGCCCACUGAGCCCUGAAGCAUCUCAAAUGCCUGACUAGUGAAGUAAUUACCUGGCAAAACAGGCUAAACUGAACCAGGUUGCUAAUUGAACCAGGUGUGUGGAUAGGGGCAUUGACGUGAUACACUAUAUAUACAAAAGUAUGUGGACACCCCUUCAAAUUAGUGGAUUUGGCUAUUUCAGCCACACCCGUUGCUGACAGGUGUAUAAAUCGAGCACACAGCCAUACAAUGUCCAUUGGCAGUAGAAUGGUCUUACUGAAGAGCUCGGUGACUUUCAACGUGGCACCAUCAUAGGAUGCCACCUUGCCAACAAGUUAGUUUGACACAUUUCUACCCUGCUAGAGCUGCCCCGGUCAACUGUAAGUGCUGUUAUUGUGAAGUGGAAACGUCUAGGAGCAACAACGGCUCAGCCGCGAAGUGGUAGGCCUCACAAGCUCACAGAACGAGACCGGUGAGUGCUGAAGUGCGUAAAAAUCGACUGUCCUCGGUUGCAACACUCACUACCGAGUUCCAAACUGCCUCUGGAAGCAACAUCAGCACAAUAACUGGCCGAGCAGCCACACACAAGCCUAAGAUCACCAUGCGCAAUGCCAAGCUUCAGCUGGAGUGUAAAGCUCACCGCUAUUGGACUCUGGAGCAGUGGAAAGGCGUUCUUUGGAGUGAUGAAUCAUGCUUCACCAUCUGGCAGUCUAACUGACAAAUCUGGGUUUGGCGGAUGCCAGGAUAACACUACCUGUCCCAAUGCAUAGUGCCAACUAAAGUUUGGAGGAGGAAUAAUGGUCUAGGGCUGUUUUUCAUGGUUCGGGCUAGGCCCCUUAGUUCCAGUGAAGGGAAAUCUUAACGCUACAGCAUACAAUGACAUUCUAGAUGAUUCUGUGCUUCCACCUUUGUGGCAACAGGUUGGGGAAGGCCCUUUUCCUGUUUCAGCAUUUUUUUAUGUUUUAUUUAUGGGGGACAAUGCACAUUAAUCAAUAUUACAAUAAUGCAACACCCAUGUAAAUGUGCCGGGGUUAGCCAUAAGCUAAUUUGCACCCGUAGUCCCAUGACAAUGCCCCCAUGCAAAAAUGGUUUGUCGAGUUUGGUGUGGAAGAACGUGACUGGCCUGCACAGAGCCCUGACCUCAACCCCAUCAAACACCUUUGGGAUGAAUUGGAACGCCGACUGCGAGCCAGGCCUAAUCGCCCAACAUCAGUGCCCGACCUCACUAAUGCUCUUGUGGCUGAAUGGAAGCAAGUCCCCGCAACAAUGUUCCAACAUCUAGUGGAAAGCCUUCCCAGAAGAGUGGAGGCUGUUAUAGCAGCAAAAGGGGGGACUGACUCCAUAUUAAUGCCCAUGAUUUUGGAAUGAGAUGUUCGACGAGCAGGUGUCCCCAUACUUUUGUGUGCUUUGGUUUGUCCACUAGAGGGUACUGCUCUCAUUUUGUAAUUUGAGUAGACUACAGCCAAAGAUGGUGUAUAAAUGAAAGAUGGGGUUCAUUCAGGCUGCUUACCAUUGGACGCAAAAAGAAAAGUAUGUUAGUCUACGUAACUUUGUCUCCCAUAGACACCAAUGCAAUAGCAGCUGGGUCUGGUCUACUUCAUUCAUUGAACCAGAAAAAAACGUCUCAUGCUUCUUCAGUCUCAGUUACCACUAUUUCAAAAUCAAACAUUUUCAAAAUUUUCAGUUUUCCAGCUCCUCUUUUCUUAGUUCGAUCUUUACUUACUCUGUAGACAAUUCGAUUUGUGUGUAAUUUUUACAAUUUUUAAUGAAUGGUUAAGAGUGAAAAUGCAUUACACUUCACACUGUUCUGGAUUCUGCUCUCUGACUGUAUUGCAGAUUUUACUGUGUUGCUCCAACAAUGGCCACUAUGACAUCGUGUACCCCAGGAACUACCCCAUCGACGCAGCUCUGUGCCAGGGUCAGUACUCUCUCACUCAUCAGAGGCUGGUGGGAGGAGCUAUAGGAGGAUGGGGUCAUUGUAAUGGCUGGAAUGGUAUAGAUGGAACAGUCAUACACGUCAAAAUAUAAGGAAACCCCAUGUUUAACUCCGUUACAUUAAUUCCAUUCCAGCCAUUACAAUGAGCCCAUCCUCCUAUAGCUCCUCUCACCAGCCUCCACUGCAGUGGAUACAUCUUCACUCUUUAAGUCCUAUAAUUGGCUACUCAUUGAUUUUAUUUACUCAAUAUUUUAAAUAAUCAGUUGUUUCAUGUGUAGUGAAUAGGAAAUGUAUAACUUCUUUCUUCAACUGAAUCCAGCUCUGUUGUAUGAGCUGCUGUACACACAAGUCCUUGGUGUCGAGGAGGCGGAGGUGCAAGGAGCCUUGGAAGGGUUCCGUGGCGGAGGUCGUCGCUAUAGGAACAGCCUGUCGGUGUGCAGUGAGGACGCAGGCUAUGACACCCCUGAGGACAGGGGUCAGACUCGGAGGUGAAGUCUUGCUCUGCACACCACUUUUGAGUCCUCCACACUAAACUUAAGUCUUACAGUUGCUAGUUACUUAGGUCAUUCCAUGAAAUGAUAUUUUAAGUCGAACUUGUGCACCAAUAUUUAGUUUUAAAAGCCUGUUUUACUGCUAAAUUCUCUAAAAUGACAUUGGAGGCAGCUUAUGGUAGAGAAAUGAACAUUCAAUUCUCUGGCAACAGCUCUGGUGGACAUACCUGCAGUCAGCAUGCCAAUUGCACACUCCCUCAACUUGAGACAUUUGUGGCAAUGUGUUGUGUGACAAAACGGCAGAUUUUAAUGGCCUUUUAUAGACCCCUUUCUGUGUUUGCAAACAUUGCCGCAUGAGGGCGAUGUGCGCAAGUUGGUGGCAGAACACGGGAGUUCUUUGUAGAACACCAGCAAAAAAGCCUCUAAUUUACAUAUAGCUUAUUAGUGCAUUUCACACUACUUUUGGAUUUUAAGGUUCAUAUGAAUGUCCUGCUUCAUAUGUUUGUCAUCGCAAAUCAACUGCAUUAUACUUAAAAAACACUUAAAUUUCAACCAGUAAAAUGGCUCUUUGGCUAGCUUUUCCUACAGCCUAUGUCAAUGAGCAUAAGCAUUCUAGCUAACUGCUGCAUCCAAAAUAGUUAUUUCGCAAAGAUCCCAAACAAAUAUAGUCUUAGCGGCUUUUCAAGCAAGAAUCGGAACAUAAUUGUAAGUGUAUGAGAACCCCAAAAAGUUAUUUUGUAAUAAAAACAUAAAUCUAGGCUACGUUGAAUGGGCGCAGAUGGCGAUGGCUUUUUUACUGCCGCCAAGAGUCGCGCGCAUCUGUGCGUGACGUCAGUGUGUAGUGUAUUGGAAAAGGGGUCUAUACUGUAGGCCUAAUGAUAUUCUGUGAAAAGGGUCUAUUCUCCCCAGCACAAGGUGCACCUGUGUAAUGAGCAUGCUUUUUAAUCAGCUUCUUGAUAUGCCACACCUGUCAGGUGGAGAACAUUUCUUGGCAAAGGAGAAAUGCUCACUAACAGGGAUGUAAACACAUUUGUGCGAUAAGAAAUAAGCUUUUUGUGCGUAUGGUAAAUUUCUGCGAUAUUUUAUUUCAGCUCAUGAAACAUGGGACCAACACUUUUUACAUGUUGAGGUUUAUAUUUUUGUUCAGUGUAUUAUGUGACUAGUGAUUCAUUUUAAUAAAAAGAACAUGUCCCUCAUUUUGAGGUCAACCCUGUUUUAAUAUGGUAACUAUUCCUUGUAAAAUAUUUUUUCCCAAAUGAAACAUUGAACAUCUAAUAGUCAAAUCUUUGUGUACAAGUAGGUGAGCUGGUUCUACUCUUUCUGGUGUUUUGUGGUGGAAAACUGAGUGGGCUGAGCGUAACAUGUCAUUUGUUGUUGUGGAGCUUGCAUUCAAAUGCCCAUCCAUGUUGCGCACAACAAGCUUCCAUUCCCCCUGUCACAAGGGGAUUUAUGGCCAAUGUAAGAUGCACACAUCAACCCUGUUACUUUAUUAGGCACUUAACUAUAGGCUUAUUUAACCUCUUGAUGGAGAAAACAACAUGUUUUUUUAAUUAAGUUGGACAUGUGCUCUUCAUGCCAAUGUUAAAAUUAGGUGAAAUAAAAAAAAAAUUCCUCGACGUUACACUACCCAAAAGGGAACGACCCACCUACAAUAUGCAUAAAUUCACCAAAGCAUAUAUACACUGAGUAUACCAAACAUUAGGAACACCUUCCUAAUUUUGAGUUGCACCCUUUUGCCCUCAGAACAGCCUCAAUUCGUUGGGGCAUGGACAAGGUGUCGAAAGCGUCCCACAGGGAUGCUGGCUUAUGUUGACUCCAAUGCGUCCCACAGUUGUGUCAAGUUGACUGGUUGUCCUUUGGGUGGUAGACCAUUCUUGAUACACAUUGGAAACUGUUGAGCGGGAACAACCCAGCAGCGUUUUAUUUCUUCACACAAUGUGGUGCGCCUGGCACCUACAGUACUACCAUACCCUGUUCAAUGGCACUUAAAUCUUUUGUCUUGCUCAUUCACCCUCAAUGGCGCACACAAUCCAUGUCUUAAAAUCCUUCUUUAACCCCUUCAUCUACACUGCCUUUGGAAUUUAUUCAGACCCCUUGACUUUUUCCACAUUUUGUUACGUUACAGCCUUAUUCUAAAAUUGAUUCAAUUGUUUAUUUUUUACUCAAAUCUACACACAAUACCCCAUAAUGACAAAGCAAGAACAGUAUUUUUGAAAUGUUUGCUUAUUUAUUAAAAUAUAAAACAACCACAUUUACAUAAGUAUUCAGACUUUACUCAGUACUUUGUUGAAGCACUUUUGGCAGCGAUUACAGCAUCGAGUCUCCUUGGGUAUGACGCUGCAAGCUUGGCACACCUGUAUUUGGGAAGUUUCUCCCAUUCUUCUCUGCAGAUCCUCUCAAGCUCUGUCAGGUUGGAUGGACAGCUAUUUUCAGGUCUCUCCAGAGAUGUUAGAUCGGGUUCAAGUCCGGGCUCUGGCUGGGCCCCUCAAGGACAUUCAGAGACUUGUCCCGAAGCCACUCCUGCGUUGUCUUGGCUGUGUGCUUAGAGUCGUUGUCCUGUUGGAAGGUGAACCUUCGCCCCAGUCUGAGGUCUUGAGCGCUCUGGAGCAGGUUUUCAUCAAGGAGCUCUCUGUACUUUGCUCCGUUCAUCUUUCCCUCGAUCCUCACUAGUCUCCCAGUCCCUGCCACUGAAAAACAUCCCCACAGUAUGAUGCUGCCACCAACAUGCUUCACCGUAGGGAUGGUGCCAGGUUUCCUCCAGAUGUGAAACUUGGCAUUCAGGCCAAAGAGUUCAAUCUUGGUUUCAUCAGACCAGAGAGUCUUUAGGUGCCUUUUUGGCAAACUCCAAGCGGGCUGUCAUGUGCCUUUUGCUGAGAAGUGGCUUCCGUCUGGCCACUCUAACAUAAAGGCCAGAUUGGUGAAGUGCUGCACAGAUGGUUGUCCUUCUGGAAGGUUCUCAUCUCCACAGAGAACUCUGGAGCUCUGUCGGAGUGACCAUUGGGUUCUUGGUCACCUCCCUGACCAAGGCCUUUCUCCCCCGAUUGCUCAGUUUGGCCGGGCGGCCAGCUCUAGGAAGAGUCUUGGUGGUUAAAAACGUAUUCCAUUUAAGAAUGAUGGAGGCCACUGUGUUCUUGGGGACGUUCAAUGCUGCAGAACAUUUUUGGUACCCUUCCCCAGAUCUGUGCCUCGUCACAAUCCUGUCUCGGCGCUCAACGGACAAUUCCUUCGACCUCAUGGCUUGGUUUUUGCUCUGACAUGCACUGUCAACUGUAGGACCUUAUUUGAUUUGGUGUGCCUUUCCAAAUCAUGUCCAAUCAAUUGUGUUUACCACAGGUGUUUCUACAACUUGAUUGGAGUCCAUCUCAAGGAUGAUCAAUGGAAACAGGAUCCACUUGAGCUCAAUUUCGAGUCUCAUAGCAAAGGGUCUGAAUACUUAUGUAAAUAAGGUUUUUUAUUUUUAAUAAAUGUGCAAAAAUGUAUAAACCUGUUUUCGCUUUGUCAUUACGGGGUAUCGUGUGUAGAUUGAGGAAAAACAUUCAUUUAAUACAUUUUAGAAUAAGGCUGUAACGUAACUAAAUGUGGAAAAAGUAAAGGGGUCUGAAUUCUUUCCGAAGCCACUGAUUUUUGAAGUGGAUUUAACAAGUGACAUGAAGGAUGAUAGUUUUCACCUGGUCAGUCUGUAAUGGAAAUAGUUCUUAAUGUUACUCAGUGUAGUGUAGUCAUUGUAUGAUUUUUUAAAAUUUCUUUUAUCAGGUUUUUGUUAAGUAUUUUUCUACACUGUUUACUUUCUUGUAGGGACGAUUGGGAGUUCAAUGGGCACAAUCGCACAGAGGACAAAGCCAGACCUGGAGCAGAGGAAGCCAAUGUGACAACGUUUUCUAUAACGUCUAUUGUUACCAGCUCUGAAUUGUAGUUUAUAACAUUAUUUGGGUAGACUAGAUUCAAGGAACACAAAUCCAAUUUCUUAUCUCUCUUUCUCUUCCUAAGACUCCAGAUGGACCAGCAAAACUCUCUCUCCCGUACAAGGUGCUCAAAGCACUGGAUUCUGAGAUGUACAGAAAUGUCGAGUUUGAUGUAUGGCAUGACAGUCGCAGAGGUAUACCAUGUUGCCCACUUCUGUUGGGGGGAAACUUGGGUUGGGAUUCUUGUGGUGAAGUGGAACUGCUAAAUUAAUCAUAAGACAUUAGUUCUAAAGAACAAGAUUCACACAGAGCAGACCUGUUAUCCGUGCUGAAUAUUCACAUGGGGUUGAUAUGCUUAUUCCACACACUAAUUUCUUCACGUAGAGCAGUUGUAUAAUUGGCCAUUCUGGAAUGGCAUAUAAUAUCGUGUCUCUGAAACAGAGAUGCAGAAGACUGAUUACGUGGUGUUUGCUGGAAGACAGUACUUCUUGGGAGACAAGUGUCAGGUACAGUAAUCCAGUUUAUCCACUAAUUUAAGAUGGUUCGUUUUUUUUUUUGGUGUGCAAAACAUACUCCAAAUGACUAAGGCUAGCCCAUGUCUUCUAUGCAGGUUCGUCUCGACCCCAAAGGGAAGUAUUACAAUGCCUUCAUUCAGGAAGUGGGCACUCACCCCAGCGCUGUGACAGUGUUCAUCGAAGAGCUUGGAGAAAAGUGAGAUACCUGUCCCUUUUUUAAAAACACCCCAAUUGAACUGACUUACACACAGGCACUUUAACACAGCACCCAUCAAUGUGUGCUUAUUUUAGUGUUCUGGCGCAUGCAUGUUCUUGUAUCAGAGCAGCAAGAGGAACUGCCCUUCCCUACCUACAGGCUUUGCUCAAACUCUACACCCCAACCCGAGUACUUCGUUCUGCCAUCUCAGGCCUCUUGGCCCUCCCACCCCUAUGGGAGGGCAGCUCCCACGCAUCCCAGUCCAAGCUCUCCUCUGUCCUGGUGGAACCAGCUUCCCUCUAACGUUAGGACAGCGGAGUCCCUACCCAUCUUUUGAAAACAUCUGAAACCCUACCUCUUCAAAGAGUAUCUUAAAUUAUCCCCCCCCCCCCCCCCCACCAAAAAAAUACUUUUGUGAACAAACACUCACACUUGACCCUUUUCCCCCUUACUAGCUCUGACUUUGCUGAUAACUACUUUAUUGAGGAAAAAUGUACUUACUAUGACUGUGAUGUGGUUGUCCCACCUAGCUAUCUUAAGAUGAAUGCACUAACUGGAAAUCGCUUUGGAUAAGCGCGUCUGCUAGAUGACUAAAAUGUAAAUGUACCAUCCAAGUGGUUGUCAGUCAUACAGUAUGGUGAAUUACCAUCGACGCAGUGCUCUUUUCAAUAUUAGGUUUAUGAGACCUCCUCACUAUACCCCACCACUUUCAGACAUCUUGUGUCUCUGACUAACUUCAAGCCUGUGAACCCUGUCCCUGCCUGGAACAUCACCCCGAGCCGCAAGGGACCAUCAUACAGCAGGCCUGAGCAGUAUCCUGGAGAAAUGGGUCUGUGUGCCCUUUAACUAUUUAGAUUAGUCUUAGUAAGUUUAAUAGCAGUGAAAAUCGUAUUGGCCUCGGACCAUUAAAGAUGUCUUGUACAACUUUCUGUUACCCCUUCUUUGUCUGUUACAGAUUCAGAGUUGCGGGGCCGGCGGCGUUUCUUUAAGAAGCCCAGAGGGAAGGAGAUGCUGAUGAUGUCUUACAGUCGACCCCAGCCUGGCCUGCCUCCCCGCUUCCAGUCAGGCCCUGGGGGCAUACCCCCUGGGCGCGCCCCUGGCAUGCACGCCCCCCCACCACCUCCAGGGACACUGCCCUACGAACACUACCGCCCGCAUCUUCCACCCAGGCUCCCGCGAGGAUAUGGCCCACCCAGGUCGGUGCGCUUGCUACUUAAAUUGUCAAAUGGCAGGUUUGAGAAAUGUCACUCUAAAACGCCAUUCACACCGCUGCUGUACUGCACCAUUACUGAAGGCCAUGUUCCUUACCGUUUAUUAUAUUCUGUUGGUAUCUAUGCUGUUGCCAAUCUGGGUUCUGUUCAGAAGUUCAGCCCGUUUCCUGAACAGGCAUCACCUCAUUGGGCCGGAGAUGACAUACUAUCCUCACCCAGGAAAACGCUGCUACCACAGCUUCGACAACUACUCAUUCAGGUCACGGUAAUACUCCUUUUUAUUAGCUCCUUAGCAACGUUCAGCAGAGUGACUGUUUUGAGCUACGGUAACUUUGGAUAUUACCAGUGGCCUUGCCCAUAGCGAAUGUAGUCAUGAUUUGCAGUGAAUGAGUAUUGUGGUUAUAAAAAGUAUGUGUAUUCAUUUGAGCUCUUGCAGCCGGAGCAGGCGCCAGAUGCAUGCUAUCAACAAGGACUGCCAGUUCAGCUAUGUCGCCGAGGCUGGACAGGAGGCACAGGACAUGGAAGGAACAAUCACGUUCUACGAGAUUGAGGGGGGAGAUGAAACUGCCUUCCCUCCCUUGUCGGUAACUAAGUAGUCCAGAAGCCCUCAGGUUACAGACUUUGAUAGUUGGGGGCAUGAGUAUUCAACUGGAGUAUUCAAGUCAACCUGCUGUCUGCUUUUCUAACCUUCUCUUUAGGGACAGGCUGUAGCAAACCCCAUGGUUCCAGCACUCCCAACCUACUGGGUGCAGCAGGGGCCGAGCCCCAUCCCCACAUCUGGCAAACAGGCCAUGACCUCAUCAGAGGAGGACGCUGACGAGAGGAGCAAUGGUGACGACCAGGGUAGGCCAGCCUGUCCAGUGACGCUGUCUUAUUUUGUUUUAUUUGAGUCAGAAUGUAAAUGGUAAAUCCAUGCUGUAUAUGUCUCAGGUGAAUAUUCAGAGGAGUACAUCUAUACUGGUGAAGGUGAGUGUGUUGACAUCACCUGCUGUGGAGAUUUCUAUGAAGUCCAUGGAGAGCCCUUAGGAAAAGCUGGUAGGACAGUCUAUGUCCACCAUUUCAUUUAAAUGCUGUUCUGUAGAUGCAUUUUCAACUGAUUUUACGUUAGGUAAAGACAAAUUGGGCUAUUCCAUUUCCCAACUGAUUCUGUCAUUUGGCAGCAGUAAAGGCUCACAAUUUGGAGACCCUUUGUACAAUAUGGAUAAAAGUGGACAAUUAUAUUUUAAAAACUCUUCAUCUUGCAGACCCAGGGUUCCAGAGCCCAUCUGUGUAUGCUGCGGCAGAGUCCACUGCCAACCUGGUACACCUGUUCUCAAUAUGCUCUCAAAUAUAAUUGCCCUUCACUUGCUUUUUGUUGUUGAAAUGAAGGUUAAUAAAAGUUACUUUAACAUGUGGGAUGAUUUAGAUUUACAGUAUAAUUUCCAAUUAAUGUGAAUUUACUUGAUUAUUGGGGCUGAUUGGUUUGAUUGCAUUCCUCUCUCCAUUUUUUUUUGCCUGCCUUUCCAGACCAUUGAGGAGGGAGGAUCUCGGGCCGGCUCACCACAAGAGGGCGUAGCUAGCUAUAGCUACUCUCAGUCACAGCAGGUACUGGAUGCUUCACAAUUAGCUCUACACAACUCCUUAAUUGUCACACAUUUUGUUUGGGGGGGGGAAUCAGGUUUUGUUUAGGUCAUACUCAAAACUGUAGAAUUGUUUGUCUUCUUCUUUUGGAUAAAAGUUAACUUGUAUGGUUUGUAGUCGGAUGGUUGCGUUUUAAUGUAAUGUUUUGUUUCCUCAGGUGGUGGUGAAGUCAGCAGUCAUCCCCUCCUCACAGGCUUUAACCACAGCCCCAGCAGCUAUCUUCACCUCCAACUCCUCAUCCUCUAGCAGCUCUCAGACCCCUCCAGCACCAGUGGCUCCACCCUUAAACUAUCCUCAGGGGGCUCCCAUUCCCCCACAUGCAAUGGGCAGACAAGGUAGCCACUCUUUAUAAGGGUGAUGGUCAGACCGAAGGAGUUAUUGGGCCCUGAUGCCUAACUGAUGCCUAUUUUCUCUCGUUUGUAGUUUCAUCCAUUCAGGUUCCUCCUUCCUCUCCCUGGUUUGUGAAUGAGAUGGGGGAAGCGGUCAGCACCACACCCCCUCCACCUUACUCCUAUGACCACAACGGCAACGACCUUCCACGAGGUCAGACACGCUUCCCCAUGGCGUGUGUGUGUGUGUUCAAUUUGUAAACUUCUAAUAGUUGAAUUUUGAAGACGUGACGGUAAAUAAAUGUAUUUAUCUUUCUAUAGAUGGCAAGGUCCUCCAAUAUUACUUUAAUUUAGGAGUCCAAGUAAGUGAUUUUAUAGUAUGUAUGGGUGAACAUUUACUUGGCAUGAGACACUAGACAUGUCUUUUGAAGGAAAACAAUCUACCUUUUAUUUCUAUCCGUGAUGAAACAGUGGUACCAGCAGAGCUAUUGGCAUUCCAUGGUGCAGAUGCAGCAGGCGUAUCAGCAGCCCAGUACCGAGCAACAGUUCCAGUCCUACUCCGGAGCCACCCCUCCCUCUGAUCACACAGUCCCCCAGUCCUACCCAGAGACUGGGAGAGCAGGGCCUGAUGGCCAGGGAGAUGUUUCUGCCAAUGGUCAGCGCCACCCCUCUGCCUCAGACCUCCUCAUUAUGAAAUGGCACAUUUGCAUUGAACAAGAUCUGUGACUUCAGUGUCAUAAGUGUUUGUCACAAUCUUAAGACCUCAAGUAUUAAACGUGACAUACUUUUUUUUUUCUUUUCUUAAUCUUACCUUGGUCCUCACCCGUCACCUUUUCCUUCCUACCAGGCACCUCCCUGGCCAUGGACCCUCCCUCAGCAGGAGCCCCAGGCACAGUGUUCUACCCCUUGGUUCAGGACCAGUGCAGCCAACCCCCCCUCCACACCUACGAGCCUUAUGUUCCGAUGCUCUCUGCCACCUACCACUAUCUCACGCCCUGGAACUCAGGCCCUGCCCAACCACGUGUGCACGCAUCCUACUGCCCCUCCUCUAAUCACCCAGUCAACUAUGUCACUGCACCCACACACCCAGGGCACUUUAUUCCUCCCAGCAUGUAA